UCCAACAGAAUUAUAUCCAAACAAGCUGAUAAGGAAAAUAGUAUAUGACAACAUUUCUAUAAGAAAAAUUAGUGCGCGAAAUAAAUUAAAAUAUCAUCGAACAUAGAAAAUUAAUUAUAAUAGAAAAUAUACGGAUAUGCUUCUCUUCUCUCCUCCUCUCUCUUCGCCACUUCCCGUUCGAGAACUCGCUGAUUCAGAUUUUCUUUCUUAGUACACCCUGAAAAUUUUCUAGGAAAGGGCAGAAACAGGAAACACCAAAGGCCAAAAUCUCUCUUCGAUUGGAGAAAAGGGGGCGAAAGAGAAGAAAAAAAAAAGCUUCAAAUCGGAGUCGGGAAAACGGGAAGAUUCAGAUACUCUGUCUCCUUGUUCGCCGUCUCUCUGGUUCCUUCCUAUCCUUAAAUGGAAGCUGACGUCUCUAUCCUACAUCGAAUCUAAACCCUAGCUUCUUCCUCUUCCUCUUCCUUUCCUACUUUCCCCCUUUCUGUCCCUCUCUCUCUCUCUCUCUCUCGAUCAACGAAAUUUCAGGUGUUCUGGUGUUCGAUUUUUCCAGCUACCGAUGGAGAAACGAGUAGUUGUAGAGCUUCUAUUGUUGUCUUUCUUAGCCUGUUGUUGUUUCAUGACUUCAGCGAGUGUGGUUCUGAUGGGGAAUAACGUCACCAUGUCUUUCGAUGACAUUGAAGCUAAUUUCGCUCCGCUGGUGAAGGGUUCGGGCGAAUGCGGAGUGUUGUAUGUAGCAGAGCCUCUUGAUGCCUGUUCAGAUUUGACUAAUAAAGUUGUGAACGCUUCGAAUUCGAGCUCGCAAUUUGUGCUGAUGAUAAGAGGAGGGUGCAGCUUUGAAGAUAAAGUUAGGAGAGCACAGCAAGCUGGGUUCCAUGCUGCGAUUGUCUACGAUGAUGAAGACAGUGGUUUAUUGGUUGCAAUGGCAGGGAACUCAGCUGGCAUAAGAAUACAUGCAGUCUUUGUCGCAAAGUCUGCAGGCGAAACACUAAAGAAGUAUGCUGGGUGGACUAACGUGGAUAUAUGGAUAAUACCCAGCUAUGAGAAUUCAGCUUGGUCUAUCAUGGCAAUCUCUUUCAUCUCUUUGCUGGCCAUGUCAGCAGUUUUGGCCACUUGUUUCUUUGUCCGGAGGCAUCGCAUAAGAAGAGACCGUCCUCGGUCUUCUCGUGCUAGGGAAUUCCACGGGAUGAGCAAGCGCCUUGUGAAAGCAAUGCCAAGCCUCAUCUUUAGUUCUGCUGUUCAGGAGGAUAAUUGUACUUCAACAACUUGUGCCAUUUGCCUUGAAGAUUACAGUGUCGGGGAAAAGAUCCGGCUUCUGCCUUGUCGACACAAGUUCCAUGCUUUAUGUGUCGAUUCUUGGCUUACAUCAUGGAGAACAUUCUGUCCCGUGUGCAAGAGAGAUGCAAGGACGAGCACAGGGGAGCCACCAGCAUCUGAAUCCACACCAUUGCUCUCAUCAAACCCGUCUUCGGUAGCUUCCUCUUCUGUUCUAUCAUCCUUUAGAUCCACAACAUCGUCAGCUAUAAGAAUCGGUCAGCCAUCUCGGUCCCCGUCAGUUUCUCAUUUCCCUUCGUACUCCGGUGGUACCCCUUAUGCCCCGCAGUCCUCCGUUGGCUCGUGCCAUCAAUCAUCAUAUUCCCUCAGCAUGAGCCGAAGCAAUGCCGAUCUAAGGAACAUGUCUUCACAUCGAUCUCAAGCUUCUCAUUUGAUUUCUCCCUACGGCUACCCUUCCAUGUCGCCCCUGAACACGGCGCGCUACAUGUCUGUAUACAACCCUAGUCCAAGCAAUGCCUCGCCGAACUUAUUGGGAUCCACGAGUUAUCAGCCUCGCCCUCUACAUUGUAGCGAAUCUAAUGCGAGCUUAGUGGGAUCCACGAGUUAUCAGCCUCGCCCUCUACAUUGUAGCGAAUCUAAUGCGAGCUUAGUGGGAUCCACCAGUUAUCAGCCCCGCCCUCUACAUUGCAGCGAAUCUUAUGCGAGCUUCUCACCGUUUGCUUCUACCCACUCCCUUCCUGACUGUUGAAAGCCAGGUUUUGGAACUUUUGUUUGACCUUGUCAUGGUAUAAGGAAGUUAACCAUGUCAGUACAAUCUUCUCUACCUCUGAUGUUAUUCAUCAAUGGUGUGCUGCCUUUUUCCUUCAAAACAGGGCCCUCUUUCUCUGGUUGUAAAUUAUAGAUGGGAAUGAUACCGAGAUGGUCGAUAUUUGUUUGUAAUUGGUUUCCAUAGGGAGUUUGACAAAGAGUGUUUGUGGAAUCGAGGCAACAGGGAGAAGAGUUGAUCUUAACCAUGGAUCUAGCUUUUGGGGGUUGCUUUUUAUUUCUUUCUGGUGUGCUUUUUUUUCUGGAUGAAAUUGGUGUUCUUACUUCUUGUAAAGUGACAGAGUGACCAAAUGUUUCAUUUCGCAGUGAAUUCCUUUGGACUGGGUAGAUGGUUUAGUCUCUCUUAACAGUAAAAGUAAUUGUGGUAUGGUAAAGUAGGAGUAGGCUAAAGAAAAUGGC
Molecule: messenger RNA, 2496 nt
Organism: Linum tenue
Lineage: Eukaryota; Viridiplantae; Streptophyta; Magnoliopsida; Malpighiales; Linaceae
Source: the annotation of a GenBank genome assembly